AUGUCUAUCGACCACCACGCUCAUACCGCUUUCGCUAAUCGCCCCUCUGAACAUUAUAUCGACGCUGCCGCCAUUGAUCGGCCUGAAACCUGGAGUGGAAACAUGCGCAGAUUGAUCGAGACCAGCUCCCGGUUUCUCAUUGGUGGCGUCUUCGCUCUGUAUUUCCUCGCCGUCAUGAGGGAUCCGCAACUCUUCAACACACUGCAGGAGUGGCUAGUAGGUGCCUUCUCAAUUGGCUGCAUCUGUGGUCUCAUCUACGGCGUCUACAAGUAUUUCGAAUGGUUAGAGACCCGUGACGACCUGAAGCCAGUUGUCGAAGACGUGGGCCACCUCAGGGCAGCUAUGAACGCGGUGAGUGAGGAGGGCGAACAUGCGCAAAAGCGACGCACUCUUGCAAGUCCACAAUUCGGACUUGCCGAUCCUGCGACAGGGCAGAGGGGUUUGUCAUCAUCAGUUGGAGGAAGGUACUACGACUAG
Messenger RNA from Didymosphaeria variabile, 477 nucleotides. RefSeq lists its product as uncharacterized. The transcript has a single exon. The record is from RefSeq and is a predicted model, not a curated record. Bases 1 to 477 code for a protein of 158 amino acids. NCBI's taxonomy places the organism in Eukaryota, Fungi, Ascomycota, Dothideomycetes, Pleosporales, Didymosphaeriaceae.